This is a messenger RNA of Pseudophryne corroboree (corroboree frog), 3056 nucleotides long. RefSeq names its product histone-lysine N-methyltransferase 2D-like. The record is from RefSeq and is a predicted model, not a curated record. NCBI's taxonomy places the organism in Eukaryota, Metazoa, Chordata, Amphibia, Anura, Myobatrachidae. The coding region runs from base 1310 to 2110 and encodes 266 amino acids. The transcript is spliced from 4 exons.
AAUGUUUGUCAGCGGGAAAGAGAGAAAAGAGAAAUAGAACAAACAACUCUUGUUCAUAACAUAUCAAUUACAAUGACUGGUCUUUCUGCAGUCCUUUAGUACGCUCAGGUAGUGUCCAACAGUGCCGCCUCUCAGUCUUCACGGAACAGAGUCUCUGGUGAUACGAGGUUCUCUUUGCCUUGCUCUUUGGACACACAGUUCACUUGGAACACACAGUUCACUUUGCUCUCCACCUUGCUCUUUAAACACACAAACUCGAUGAAUGUGAGCAAUAAACUACUUUGUCACGAGUUCUCUCCGGGUCAGCGACCUUCUUGCAGUGGGACGAGUGGACCCAAGACUCUCUUUCGGCGACCUUUAGUGCUGUCAACAAAUCUUGGUAUGGUCCUUCCCAUCUGUCUAUUAGGCAACUUGAGCGUAAGAACAAUCACACAGUCUCUUGGUUCACAAUCAAGACAGUUAGCAUUAGGCAUACCAGCAAUCAACAGUUUCAAAUUCUUUGUCAAGUUCUCAAAUGCUGGCUCAUCUCAACAAGGUACUGUACUGUCACCUCACUGGUGUAUUUCUGAUCAUUGUGCGGAUCAAUCAUGACAUGAGGUUGUCUUCCAAAAACAACCCCAAAAAAACCACAAAUACCAAAACCAAAACAACAAAUUUCGAAGAGGGUGAUUCGUUGAGUGAAGAUCUGGGAGUGGUUCCGAAGCUACAUAAUACUAGUGGCAAUAUCUAUAAUCACAAUAGUACAAUUUCAAGCUUUGCUCCUACUUCUAGGGGUACCAUUAUCUACACACAAAUUUCUGCACAAUUUUUCUUUGCGGUAAACACAGCAGCAUCCGUGGUGGCAGGAAAUGCCUCUACCCAGUUUGAGAAAACAUCAGUGCACACCAAUACAUAAGAAUAAUUCCUAAAGGGUGUUGACUGUACGAAGUCGAUUUGUAUUUCCUGAAAAGAUCCGUCUGCAGGAGGGAUAUGGGAUGGCUCUGUUGGUAUUGCUUUACCAAUAUUCUUCCUCAAGCAAGUAAGACAGGUCAUUGCUCUCUUACCUGCAUGAGAAUAGAAUCCUGGCGCACACCAGUAGGCUCUCAUCAGCCUGCACCUACCCUCUUUGCCUAGAUGAGUCAGACCGUGUGCCACCUCAGCUAGACUUGGAAGGUAUGCUCUGGGGGCUACUGGCUUACCAUGUCCACCUGCCCACAGUCCUGAGGACUCCUGGCCAUACCCCUUUGUCCUCCAGACUGCCUCUUCCUGCAGGGAACACAAAUUUUUUGUAUCUUAAUUUAACUAUCGUGUGUUUGCAAUGUAGAGUACCAUGAAAAAAGAAACAUCUCUAGAGGAGAGAAAGAAGAAGAAAAUGAAAAAGAAAAUGUCAGUGUUAGAAAAAAGCAGUACUACUCGUCGGCCAGUAACUCCUAUAACAUCUGAUGAUGAUGACACUGCGGAAGCAGGUCCAUCAAAAGAAGUAUGGAGCAGCAGAAGUGGCACUUCUGAAAGACAUCACCACAAAAAACCUGUGGCCGAAAAGAAAGCAAGGUCGUAUGUCCCGGCCCAAACACAGCAGGCUACCCCGCCACGAAGAUUAUCGUCCGUAUGUUCUGUCCCCCCACUCCAAAUUUUGGACACACCUCCAAGACGUCAUCCACACUCCCCUCAUCUUGAUUCUUCUAGUCCUGGGAACAGCAUCCCUCCGCAACAACAGCAACACAGUGACAUGGAGGAGACAAACAUCUUAGAAAUGCAGCCAUUAAUGCAAGGAAUGAGCCCCCCAGCACCUGUGAGUACACCACCACAGCAAAGCACACCACCACAACACAGCCCAACAACACCAGGAACACAAGGCCCUGAUCAGGUGUUUUGGACCAUUUGGGCUAGACAGCAGGCCACUAAUGAAGAUUGCCUGGGUAAGCAGACACAAAUGUUUGCAAGCCUACCAUCUCACCUCAGAAGAAUAUCAAGAAAUCUGAGUAGACAAAACGAACAAACAACCAGAAUAGGCAAUAUCAUGGAACUCAUGCGUUACACAGGUCAUGGGCAGCUUACAGCGCAUAAUGGAAGAACAGCACAGACAACAGCAAAGUUAUAUGAGCAUUUUUCAAAACAAUCAAAAGAUUAAUGAAAGUUUAUUCCGAAUAGUAGACAAUCAAAAUGCUGCUACACGUGAACUCAAUGCCACCCUCACUAACCUGAAUGAAACACUCAGAUGCAUGCACCAACAGCAAACAAGCAGCAGUUCUGGUACGACUACUCCAAAUAUCAUGCCAGUCUCAUCACCACCAAGACGCUCCACCAGAGCACGACAACAUGACAGUGCUAAAGGCAAAGGGCAGGACAAGCAGCCACCAAAAAAAACGUGAAAAUAAUACAAGUUAGACAUUUGGGAUAAGUAACUCAAAAUAGUUAGUAAGUGUAUUUUUGGCGAAAAAUAUAUAACACUUAGCUCCUUGACACUUUUUUCAACAUCAUUAAUUAUAAGUGCUACAAACAAAAACAAAAAAUUUGUACGCACAUUUAUUCUUUACCAUUUUUUUUUGGUAUUGGAGGAGAGAAAUGUUGAUGGAGUCACACAUACAUGUUAGCAGGAAGUAAACUGACCACUUGAUUUUUUUUCUAAUCAUUACUCUUUCUAGAUUCCAAUCAUUCUCUUUUCCUGCAGACACAAUAAUUGGCAGCCAGGCAGAAUGUCUUUAGCAAGAAGUAAACUGACCACUUGAUUUUUUACUAAUCAUUACUCUUUCUAGAUUCCAAUCAUUCUCUUUUCCUGCAGACAAUCCAAAUUACUAUGUUAUUGAUACAUAUUUUAGCUUUCUUCUCUAUACAACAUUACAAGAAGAACACAAUUGAGUUGCGUAAAAAACUUGUAAUAUGUUGGCUUUGUUGUUUUUUAAAAAAACAUUGUCAAAAUGAAUGUCAGUAUUGUUGGGACAUGUUUGUGUGUGUUAAAAAUUAGUACGAAUGUUUUUACACAUGAUGCUGAAACAAACAAAUAUGUACUUUUACAUCAAAAAUCAAAGAAUGUGUAUAAUAAUGUAUAUGUGUGGCAAACUGUGUAUUUACUUACA